ACAAAAACUAAACGAAUUGAAUGUAUAAAUUGGUUAAUUGAUAAUAGUCAGAAAAAAGCAGAGAAAAUAGCCCAAGAGAUUGAAAGUUCUCGAAAAAAAUUACGCAUACCAUUACCAAUAAAAAUAAAUGAUUUUCAAGAUAUAGAUUCAACAACGACUCCUAUAAUAAUAACAAAUAAUUUUUUAAAAGAGAUUCAUCUCGCAAAUCGACAUCAAACAAAAGAUAACGAUGAACAAGAACCAUCAUUAACUUCAGAAGAAGCACGCAUAGUUGAUAUUCAUGAGAAUUUAAAAAACAAUCAUGGACUAUUUAUAAUCUUGAUCAAUUAAAUUCGAUACAAAAAUAUAUAAAAAUUGUUGCAAAAAUUAUUGAUGAAGAUCAUCAUAAUAUUCAACGAUAUAGCGAUAAUGAUGAUGAUGAUGAUGAUGAUGAAAUCAAAUCAAAUCGAACAACAAGAGCAAGACAAUCGAAACAUGAUCAAGCCAAAAAAUUGUCACUCUAGUCGAUUUGUUUGUACGAGAUAGAAUAGAAAACGAACCAAAUAGACCAAAGACAUUAGCAGAAUCACCAAUUAGAAGGCCUAUUUCAGGUUAUUUAUGGUAAUUUAUAUUCAAAUUUAACUAAUAUCUCUAUUUUAGGUGCAUUAGAAGAAGCGAAUUGGGAUCCAAAUUUAUUAACAGCUUUAGAUAGAACUGUUCUGAAACGGAAAUAUAGAUAUGGUGAGAAUUAUCGACAAUUAGUUGAUCGUUUAAUAGAACAAUGCCGUAUUUCUUCUGAUGAUCAACAAUCAAAAGUGCGUGCUGUAGUUGUAUGGAUUACAAAUAAUAUACGUUAUGCUACAGAAAUGUCUCCACGUGAUAAUUCGAAAGAUGACAAUGAAACUGAUAUGGAUGAAUUGCGUCAUUUAAUACUUCAAACAUCGUCAUGUGUUUGUGUUGGUUAUGCAAUACUUUUCAAACGCAUGUGUCAACAUUUAAAUAUCCAAGUUGAUUACGUUACUGGUUAUACAAAACUAACGAAAUCUUGUAUUAAUGAUACAGCUAAU
Molecule: messenger RNA, 1046 nt
Organism: Rotaria sp. Silwood2
Lineage: Eukaryota; Metazoa; Rotifera; Eurotatoria; Philodinida; Philodinidae
Source: the annotation of a GenBank genome assembly